Messenger RNA from Alosa sapidissima (American shad), 4615 nucleotides. RefSeq names its product testis expressed 2 (gene tex2). Gene Ontology annotation, molecular function: lipid binding. The coding region runs from base 1070 to 4444 and encodes 1124 amino acids. The record is from RefSeq and is a predicted model, not a curated record. The transcript has 12 exons. Lineage: Eukaryota; Metazoa; Chordata; Actinopteri; Clupeiformes; Clupeidae. Gene Ontology annotation, cellular component: endoplasmic reticulum.
UUGAUAAGUCACAGCUGAGCGGACUAACUCAGGCGUUGUCAAGCAAUGUCAUAAUAAUUUUAUAGGUGUAGUAUAUCACGACACCCUUUUCAACCUAGACCAUGGUAUAAACAAAAUCAUCACAUAACCCAUGGCCUCCCUUUUGGUGAUGUUGGUGGUGUGUCGUUUUUACACUUGAGUAACAUAUGAUUGAAGAGGGUCUAAUCUCUCCCAGCUCAGCCAACAGCGUCUGGAUGCGCUGUGUGUCUGUGAGCUUGGGGCUGUCUCGGGUUAGAGGUCUAAAAUGGCCCUCAGUCUUUCGAGUGACAGCUGGAAUCCUGGCUACUGCACUUUAUAGCUGAAUAGUACAUAUUAGGGGAAUUUAACUUUGGGUAAUACAAAUUUGGGUAGUGGAUGUUAAAUGGAGCAAUCUGCCCAAAUCAGGCUGGUGUGAACAGAUAUCAGGUUACACAACACUGAACUCUUUCUUGUUAAAUCCCAUGGAAACCUUUAGAAAAUAAACAUAGUGGGUAAAGUGUAGUUGACACAGUAUUUGACCCUUGGAGAUUUUGUAAUAUUGUGAUGGCGCACUCUGGUUAUCUUGUUCAACUACACAUCAUUCUGAAAUGCUGUUUAUGCUUUUGUUUUUCUCAGAUUAGACCAAAGCCUUAUAUUACAAACAUCAUGUUUUCUCCCCUGCUAAGCCUGUGCCUUUAGCCGUAGGUGGAAUAGUACUCUAUUUUUCUGCUUGAUAAAGCGUGCAGUUGGCCAGCAUGUAAGCUCUGCCUUUUUUUUCUCUCUCUCUCUCUCUAUCUCUCUCUCUUUCUCUCUGUUUGUGUGUUUGUGUGUGUGAGAUGUGUUGACUUUAUAUUUAGACCUAAGUCUACCUUCCCUGUGUAGAGACCCGUAUGUGUGUGACAGUGGGAGGUUGGGUGGAUCAAACAAUGGCAGUUGGUAUGCAAACCAGUCUGAGUCCUAUCCACUGUGUGUGUGUGUGUGUGUGUGUAACUGAGAGAGAGAGAGAGACAAGAAGAGCGAGAGAGAGAAGACAGAGACACAGAGAGGGUGGUGAGCUGAGGGGAGUUCAGUCAUGAGCUGGCCAGGCGGCGGAGGCGGAGGUGAGCGCGUCGAGCCGGACCCCACCCCUUCUUCUCCCCCCCGUGCCCCAGCCUCGGGCCCUGGCCCCCGGCUCCAGGUGCAGCGCUCGCUCUCGCGCGACACCAUCACCAUCCACUUCUCCGCCCAGGGCCGCGAGGACGACGAUGACGACGAGGAGCUCUACGGCACGCCGCUGGCCACGGCCCUUGAGGCCAGCGAGGAGUUCAACAGCCACGAGGCGGCCUCCUCCUCGGCCGCUCCGCAUGCCCACACCCCCGCUGUGGCCAUCCUGCAGUCCUCCCCCUCGGCCUCCUCCUUCUCCUCCAUCAGCUCCUCCUGGCCCUCCGACGCCCCUCCCCAGGCCCUCGCUGGGGCCUCCACGCACCCCCUGUCCUCCAGCGCCUCACCGGUCCGAGUGGCGGCGGCGGCGGCGGCGCCACCAGCUUCGGCUCUGCCGUCCAAGCCCUUCCUCGGCCUGGUCAAGUCCCUCUCCUCGGACGUGGAACCCCCAGUGGUGCCGGCGGCUGGCGUCACAUCUCCCUCGGCCCGCCAAUCGCAGCAGCGACGUCACCUGAUGAAGACGCUGGUCAAGUCGCUGUCCACCGACACGGCCAAGCCCACCGACGUGGACUCGCGCUUCAACCGCAACCUGUUCAAGUCCUUCGGCCAGUCGCGCCCGGGGGCCCUGCACUCGGCAGCGCCCGGGGGCUCUCCCUCGGCAGCCAUGGGCGACUCCAAGACGGCGCCGUCGUCGCCGCUGGCCUCCCCGCUGGACGGCCGGCCGUCCUCCUCGUUCUUCAAUGUGCCCGAGGUGGAGGCGCGCAUCGAGGACACGCGCCGGCGUUUCUCGGAGGUCAUGAGCGAGCCGCUGCACCUGCUCAGCAAGUUCAUGGGCGAAGAGGGUAGCGGCUUCGCCGCCAGCACGCGCACAAGAACCCUCUCGUCCAGCGCCAGCGAGCUGACCAGCCUGGCCGGCCUGAACGGACACCCCGAGAGUGGCAGCUACAGCAUCAAGGAGGAGGAGGGCGACAUGGAGGACGAGAGCGAGGACAGGAGGGAGUGCAGCAGCUACAGCAUCCCCAGGGUCAGUCGGAUGGUCUCGUGUCCGGGCCUGGAGAUGGGCACCAUGGCCUCGGUGCUGCCACCGCCCCCCCGCUCGCCCUCGCUGGCGCUUGACCGCUGCAUGUCGGCGCUGGUCAGGCAGGAGGACGAGGAGUUCUGCGAGCUGUACAGCGAGGACUUCGAGCAGGAAUCAGACACGGAGACCGAGGGGUGGCGAGCGGGCGAUGGCCAGCGCCGCCACAGCAGCCUGACGGGCGCCUACAGCCAGGGCGACACCGACGACGAGGACGAUGAUGAUGACCAGGAGGAUGACCAGGCGCCCGGCGUGCCCCAUAACUGCUUGCUGCUUAUCAUUUCUGUGGUGUACGGCUACUUUGUGCUGCCACUGCCACCCUACGUGGAGGCGGUGCUGAUGGGCAUGGCUGCGGGCUUCAUGCUGGCCAUCCUGGUGGUGUGGCUCUCGGCCCCCCGCCACUCGGCCUUCACCUACUCCUCUUUGCCCAGUAGACGCCGGGGUGACCGGUGGAACCUGACGCCGCUGGACAUCAAGGAGCCAGGGGUUUUUAAGGGCUGGAUGAAUGAGAUCCUGAGCUAUGACCCAGAGACGUACCACGCCACCCUUACCCACUCGGUCUUUGUGCGGCUGGAGGGCUCCACGCUGCGCCUGUCCAAACCCGGUCGCAACAUCCCCCGUCGAGCCUCCUUCAAUGAGCCCAAACCCGACGUCACCUACAUCAGCCAGAAGAUCUAUGACCUCACUGACAGCAAGAUCUCUCUGGUGCCUCAGAGCCUGGCUAGAAAGCGCGUGUGGAACAAAAAGUACCCCAUCUGCAUAGAGCUGGGCCCCCAGGAGGACUUCAUGGCCAGGGCCCAGGGAGACCGGCCCGAGGCUGGGGACGAGAGGCCCCCCCCUGGGGCUGAGCGGUCGGAGGGCGGCAGUGCACGGAGCGAGGAGACGCUGGUGCGGAGGUCGUCCGGCGACCUCACGCUCUACCUCUUCGGACGGACUGGACGUGAGAAGGAGGAGUGGUUCCGGAGGAUUCUGUUUGCGUCGAGGUUCAAGUCAGAGGCGAGGAGGCCUACCAGCGUAGCGGGGGUUUUCCUGCCCGCUCACGGGGGCCUGUCUAAUAGCCGCAGCAGUAGUCGGGGCAGCCUGGAGGAGGCGCUGCAGCCCCAGCCGCCGCGGCCCAGGGAGCUGCCCGUGGGGCUCAAGCUCAAAGUGCUGGACUACAGUGUGUACAUGGCCCAGUAUGUGAGCACAGGUGCCACCAGUCGCCCCGCCAGCCCCUUGCCCAGUGCAGCCAGCAGCCCAGGGGCCGGCAAAAAGGUGCCUGACAAUGAGGAGGAAUGCUCUGAGUCUGAGGCCUGGGUGAACGCUCUGCUUGGGAGGAUCUUCUGGGACUUUUUAGGGGAGAAGUACUGGGCCGACAUGGUGUCCAAGAAGAUCCAAAUGAAACUGAGCAAGAUCCGGUUGCCAUACUUUAUGAAUGAGCUGACAUUGACCGAACUGGACAUGGGCAUCACCAUCCCCAAGAUCCUGAAGGCCUCCAGACCCUAUGUAGAUCAUCAAGGCUUGUGGUUUGAUCUGGAGAUCUCCUAUCACGGCUCCUUCCUAAUGACGCUGGAGACAAAGAUGAACCUGUCCCGGCUGGGGAAGGAGGGAGAGGGGCUCGGUGAACAGGGGAAAGAGGGGCCAAGGCCGAGGACGUACUGCUUGGCUGACAGUGAUGAAGAGUCAUCUAGUGCUGGAUCAUCAGAUGAAGAGGAGCCGCAGGAAGUUUUCACAGAUAAAGCUGUUCCUCCUGGGGCCGAGAGUUACGUUGGUGGCCACCGGCCCAGCAAGAUCAUACGCUUUGUGGACAAGAUUGCCAAGUCCAAGUACUUCCAGAAAGCCACUGAAACGGAGUUCAUCAAGAAGAAGAUGGAGGAGGUGUCCAACACCCCUCUGCUGCUCACCGUAGAAGUGCAGGAGUGCAAAGGGACGCUGGCUGUCAACAUCCCUCCACCCCCCACCGACCGAAUAUGGUAUGGCUUCCGGAGCCCACCGCACGUUGAGCUGAAAGCUCGACCCAAACUGGGAGAAAGAGAGGUUACUUUUGCCCAUGUGACCGACUGGAUUGAGAAAAAAUUGGACCAAGAGUUCCAGAAAAUAUUUGUCAUGCCAAACAUGGAUGAUGUUUGGCUACCCAUCAUGCACUCUGCAAUGGACCCGCGCUCAAACACGAGUCUGGUACUGACAACGGACACUUUAAAGGAAAGUGAGCUCUCCUCUGACGCUGAGCUCUCCACUCAGAGUGACAUGUGACAAAACAGCUCUGUUCAGGGAAAGGGAAGAAACAACAUUCAUGGAAGAGUGAUGUGGUGUUCCCUGGGACGCAGGUCACCAGUGGACAUAGAAGGUGAAAGCAGAAGAAACUAAUGGCUUCCUCUGGACAAGACUUUUGAAGGAGAGUUGAUGAGAGAAUGGGGCCAUGAA